Molecule: messenger RNA, 2136 nt
Organism: Lacerta agilis (Sand lizard)
Lineage: Eukaryota; Metazoa; Chordata; Lepidosauria; Squamata; Lacertidae
Gene: FERMT1
Product: fermitin family member 1
Exons: 15
Coding region: 106-2136 (676 amino acids)
Biological process (GO): cell-matrix adhesion; integrin-mediated signaling pathway
Cellular component (GO): focal adhesion
Molecular function (GO): integrin binding
Source: RefSeq, a predicted model, not a curated record
GCGGCGGCAGCAACAGCAGCAGCAGCAGAGACGGCGCCCGGCUUGGGAAGGAGCGAAUGUUGACUUUUCUUCCAUUCUUGAGCCUCUGGGAUUUUCAGUAGCAAUAUGACUUCGUCGAAUGAAUAUGGUUCUAGUUCCUGGGAGCUCAUCGUUGCUAUUGAUCACCAGUGCGGAGGGGACCAAAAGGAAAGCACCCUCCAAGUAUCAGGAGAUCUCCACAUUGGAGGAGUGAUGCUUAAGCUUGUGGAACAAAUCAGAGUGUCGCAGGACUGGUCAGACUAUGCCCUUUGGUGGGAGCAGAAGCAGUGCUGGCUUCUAAAAACUCACUGGACACUGGAUAAAUAUGGGGUGCAGGCAGAUGCCAAGCUGUUGUUCACUAUUCAGCACAAAAUGUUGCGCCUUCGUCUGCCGAGCAUGAAAACGGUGAGGCUGAACGUUAGCUUCUCGUCUGUGGUGUUCAAGGUAGUUGGAGACAUCUGCAGGACCCUUGGUAUCAGACGGCCAGAAGAACUUUCUCUACUGAGACCAUCGGAAGACGCAAAAAAGAAAAAGAGAAAAGAGAAAGAUAAAGAACCAGUCAUAGAAGAUAUUUUAAAUCUGAACAACUCUCCUGUGAGUUUGGCAUUGCCAGCAAGCCCUGGCUUCUAUAGCAAAACCAUGACUCCCACCUACGAUCCUGUCAGUGGGACACCUGUCUCUUCUGCAGUUGCCUGGUUUGGUGACAGCCCUCUGGCCAAGCAGAGCUGGAACAACCUUGCCUUCAGCCCUUCUAACUGCACACCGGAAUCGCUUGCCAAAAUGUACCAGCCUCGGACUCUGGUCGACAAAGCAAAGCUGAAUUCUGGGUGGUUAGAUUCCUCUCGGUCACUUAUGGAACAAGGCAUCCAGGAGGACGACCAGCUUUUGUUACGCUUCAAGUACUAUUCUUUCUUUGAUCUGAAUGCAAAAUACGACGCGGUGCGAAUCAACCAGCUCUACGAACAAGCCCGCUGGGCCAUUCUGCUGGAAGAGAUAGACUGCACGGAGGAAGAAACCUUCAUAUUUGCUGCGCUGCAGUACCACAUCAGCAAGUUGACACUGUCAUCGGGGUCGCAGGUUUUCACAACCGAAGCAGAAACGGAUGAAGUGGAGGCGGCCCUUUCUAACCUUGAAGUCACUCUGGAAGGGGGGAAAGCAGAGAAUAUUCUGGAGGAUAUCACAGACAUACCAAAGCUUGCAGAUAACCUCAAACUAUUUAGGUCCAAAAAGCUGGCGCUGAAAACCUUCAAGCAAUAUUGGUUUGUCUUCAAGGACACGUCCGUCUCUUACUUUAAAAAUAAGGAUGCUGAACAUGGAGAACCCAUUGAGAAGCUGAACCUAAGAGGAUGUGAGAUUGUUCCGGACGUGAGUGUGUCGGGCAGAAAAUACGGGAUUAAGUUACUCAUCCCUGUAGCUGACGGAAUGAAUGAAGUGCACCUGAGAUGUGAUAAUGAAAACCAGUAUGCCAGGUGGAUGGCUGCUUGCGUUUUGGCUUCCAAAGGGAAAACGAUGGCCGACAGCUCCUACCAGCCGGAGGUCCACAACAUCUUGUCUUUCUUAAAAAUGAAAAGCAGAACUGCUGCUCCUUCCCAGGACGUUUCUGACAUGGAAAGCAUGGAUAUGAAGCCAGAAUGCUUUAUCUCGCCUCGAUAUGCAAAGAAGUACAAGUCGAAGCAGCUAGCUACUCGCAUUUUGGAGGCGCACCAAAAUAUCGCCCACAUGUCUCUGGUGGAAGCCAAGCUGAGGUUUGUCCAGGCGUGGCAGUCGCUCCCCGAGUUUGGCUUAUCGUACUACAUUGUGAGAUUUAAAGGAAGCAAGAAGGAUGACCUCUUGGGCGUUUCUUACAACAGGCUGAUAAGGAUAGAUACAGCCACCGGGGACCCAAUUACGACAUGGAGAUUCUCAAAUAUGAAACAGUGGAAUGUGAACUGGGAGAUACGGCAGGUUGCCAUUGAGUUUGACCAGAACGUGUCCAUUGCUUUCGCUUGCCUGAGCGCAGACUGCAAGGUGGUGCACGAAUACAUUGGAGGUUACAUCUUCCUGUCGACCCGUUCCAAAGACCAGAACGAAACACUGGACGAGGACUUGUUCCACAAGUUAACUGGAGGAUGGGAAUGA